Molecule: messenger RNA, 2208 nt
Organism: Exophiala spinifera
Lineage: Eukaryota; Fungi; Ascomycota; Eurotiomycetes; Chaetothyriales; Herpotrichiellaceae
Exons: 1
Coding region: 1-2208 (735 amino acids)
Molecular function (GO): protein binding
Source: RefSeq, a predicted model, not a curated record
AUGCAAGCACCGAUCCCUCUUCCGAGGCUCCUCAAUGGUGCACUACAACCUUCAGCUAGUCGGAUCCCUCACUUGAGUCUUCACAUCUUCCGGCGGCAGCCUCGACACCAUGUCCACCAGCAGCCGCCAUGGCAUUCUCAGAAUCCCCCUACCCAGCGUCGAUAUCAAUCCAGCGCUAUACUCGGAACCACAAUCUUCCCGCUCGAUACAUCUGUGAGCCAGGACGAUUACAACGACACGGCAGCGAAUACAUUUAGAUAUGUAACGCCCAAGGUCUCGGUCCCAGAUGUUGGGUCUACGUCACAGUCCACCGUCAGACAAGAGGUGUCCAUGGAGGAGCUGUUGGAAGAGAACAAUCCAGAAAGAAUUUUGCUGGGCCUGGUUACACCUUCCAUCGGCGAGAGCUUCGUUCUGGACGCGGACGAUGCGGCAUUCACUAAAGCCAUAUGCGCUCUCGAUCCAGACUACUUUAUUGUGCCGUUCAGAGAUAUUCACCGCUAUAUCAAACCCACUCUAGAAGUCGGACCUCGUUUUCGCCGUGUUAAAUCUUACGAAGAGCGCAUUAGCACCUUUUAUCAUCUGUUGGAUACCCUAGUGACAAUGCGAAAAGAGCGAGGCCAUAAGCUUUCUCUCGAUGUCUAUCGGCACUUGCUACGUUGUGCAGCCCUUGGGGGUAAUGGGACUAUGGCGAGGAACAUUCUUCGAAAAGUUAUGCCAGAAAGUAAUAUCACACCUGAUGUUACUUGCUACAACUAUUUUAUGGAGGCAUUGAACUGGAAUUUGGCCUACGGUCGGCAUGAGCGCUACCAUCUCAGAGUUGUCCCUAAUCACACGGAUCUCCGGGCUCGACCAUCCAGGCCUAAAGGCUUCCAAGGCCAUUCGGUGGCCUCACCAACGAACCGGAGUGAUGAUCAGUCCCUACGUUUAGAGGUGCUGAGGACUUUCAAUGAGCUCGUAAGACAAGGAUUGAAGGGUGAUGAAGCUACAUUUUGCAAUUUGAUAACUGCAAUGGGCCGCGAGGGUGAUAUAUCCAGUGUGAUGAGUGUGCUCAAGUCGGUUUGGAAUAUCGAUCUCGAAGCAUUGGGAAGAUACGACGAGGAAGAAGUCGAAAGCCCAACAUUUUACGAAGCCGAUUCUCCCCUACGCCCUACUGAGCGCUUGCUUCAUACAGUGGUCCAUACCUUCUCUUCCAACAACCAAGUUAAUGUGGCCAGCCGGUUGAUCGAUUAUAUAUCCCGAAACUAUAACAUGUCGAUACCGAGCUCUAUUUGGACGCAACUGCUCGAGUGGACCACUGUUUUGGCAGUGCAGCUGGGAGGAAGAAGAACACGAGAUGGUCAUGCUGUCGGCCGGGUGUCGCAAGAUGGAGUCCAGGCGUUAUGGAAUGCGUACCAUGAUGAACCCUAUAAUGUCCCCGUCACCAUUGUUGACCAAAUACUCAAGCUCAAGUGCUCUAUGCGAGGCAAGCAUCUUGACCUUUCUUUACAAGAGCUUCGAGUCUGCAGGCGACUUCUUGAGGAUGAUCGGACGACUGUCUCACACUUAUACGACCAGAUGCGUGAGAAAUUGACAAGUGAUCACGAGAAUAUUUUUGCAGAUGGCGUGGCAUCGACUGAUUUCCUCAAAUUGAAACGGGAAUUCCUGUUCGCCUCGUUGAAGAUGGACUGUCAUAUCCAAUUGAUAGCCGUUGCCCUCCGAACCAUGCUCAAAGAGAAGCAUUGGAACUUCACCUCUCACCUCGCCUCUUUCAGGAAGGUCACAUGGCCACUACAGUUAGUGCCAGACCUGGUUCGAGAGUGGUCAGAUUUUUUACCAAACGUUAUUCCCUACUUCACACCAACAGGUCAUGUCAUGAUUCUUGGCCAGCAGCAUCGCCAUAAUGCUCUUGUAUCAGCCAAUUCGACCCAAACCACCCAUGUUGGCCUUAUGCGUACAGCUUUCGAUACAUACAGCCCCGCUGGCUUGCGGCGUGCGGUUGACCAUUUACAGCAUAGUCUUGGUCACAAAGGCAUGCUCGACACAGAGACGAGUGAUACAGAGUAUGGCGACCAGAAAUACAUGGAUUGGGUUCUUCAAGAGGAGAGAGAGUCACGUGCCGAGCGAUUGAACAACCGAUCCUGGGGAACAUUGAACAAUCCAGGGCCCGAUUGGCGCGUUGAUGAAUGGUCACCGUGGCCGUCGAAGCCGACAACAGAUGGGAAGGCGUAG